Messenger RNA from Ziziphus jujuba (common jujube), 1325 nucleotides. RefSeq names its product putative F-box protein PP2-B12. Gene Ontology annotation, molecular function: protein binding. The record is from RefSeq and is a predicted model, not a curated record. NCBI's taxonomy places the organism in Eukaryota, Viridiplantae, Streptophyta, Magnoliopsida, Rosales, Rhamnaceae. The coding region runs from base 559 to 1062 and encodes 167 amino acids. The transcript is spliced from 3 exons.
UUUGAAUUAGAUUAAAUUGAAUGGUUUAAUCUGGCAGCCGAUGUUUUUGCACACCCCCAAAUAUCUAUCCCAAUUUAAUUGCAAAAGAACCCCUGUAUGCUUCGGCAUUAAGUUUUUUUCAGAAAGAAUAUGGUCGGACUUAAAAGAGUUCGGAAUCACUCUGCCAUAUAUAUAUAUAAUUAUAUAUUCAUAUAGAAAAUAUCAUUCUUUGUUUUUUUGGUUUUUGUUUCCUGAGAAAGAAAAUCAGAGAAAAAUGGAGAUUACAAAGUUGCCUGAGGAGUGCAUUUCACGAAUAAUUUCGUUUACAUCUCCAAGGGAUGCUUGCAGGUCGGCUCUAGUUUGUGCUCUGUCUAGAUCAGCCAUGGAUUCAGAUUUGGUUUGGAGAAAGUUUCUUCCUCAUGACUAUCACCAAAUCCUUUCAAAUUCUUUACAACCAUCAUUAAUGGAUUCCCUUUCCAUGAAGCAACUCUUUGUCCAACUUUCUCAUCAUCCAGUCCUUGUAAACGAUGGUAAUAUGAGCUUGCAAUUGAUAAGAAUAGUGGAAAGAAAUGUUAUUUGAUGGGCGCAAGAAGGCUCGCAAUUAUAUGGGGAAGUUCACCCCAAUAUUGGCAGUGGAUAUCUCUACGUUCGUCUAGGUUCUCUGAAGUGCCUGAACUAAAACUUGUAUGGUGGUUUGAGAUCAAAGGAAGGAUUGAAACAAACAUUUUGUCCCUGCAAGCAACUUAUGCAGUUUACUUUGUGUACAAACUCAGUUGGCACCGAUACCAGUUUCAUGAAAAACCUGUUACGGUUCAAGUCAAUUUUGAAGGAGAUGAUGAAAUCCAUGGCGAAGGAUAUGGGAGUAGAGAAGUGCUGUUAGGCCCUCCAGAGAAUGGGAAUAUGCAGCUACCAUGUGGAGUAUAUAGAGGAGAUGGUUGGAUGGAGGUUGAAUUGGGGGAGUUCUUCAAUGAUGGUGGGGAAGGUCAUGGGGUUGUGGCGUUCAGUCUAAUGGAGACUGAUAAUUAUACAUGUAAGUUUGGCGUCAUUGUUGAAGGAAUUGAGCUUAGGCCUAAAGCUGGUUGAUAGAAAAUAAGUAUGUUAGUAGCCUAGUCAAUGCUCUCUUUUUCUUUUAUUGGACUUGGAUGCUGUUUUUGGAAUUGAGCUUGGGCGUAAGCUGGUUGAUUGAAAAUAAAUCAGUAUGUUAGUAGCUUAGUCAAUGCUCUCUUUUUCUUUUAUUGGACUUGGAUUCUCAGUUUGGAAUUGAGCUUGGGCCUAAAGCUGGCUGAUAGCAAAUAUGUAUGUUAGUUGCUUAGUCAAUGCUCUCUUUGUCUGUUAUUGGACUUGGA